Molecule: messenger RNA, 3313 nt
Organism: Arabidopsis thaliana (thale cress)
Lineage: Eukaryota; Viridiplantae; Streptophyta; Magnoliopsida; Brassicales; Brassicaceae
Gene: GTE8
Product: global transcription factor group E8
Exons: 11
Coding region: 531-2972 (813 amino acids)
Biological process (GO): response to abscisic acid
Cellular component (GO): nucleus
Source: RefSeq, marked reviewed
UUUUAUUUUAAAAACAUAAAAUAAAUUAGUGUAAGAAACUUUUUUCUCUCUCUCUGAGUCUUCGACUUCGUUUUUAUCUCCAGCUUUUUUUUUCUCACGCGAAAAGCUCCUGUUCUUUAAAGGAUUUGAUCACGAGAGUUUCAGGUUUGGAUUUCGUAGUCAAUUUCCAGAUUCUAGGGUUUUGGUUGGUCAAAAUCUUCUACUUCGUCCCGUGUUUGUGGAUUGGUUCACGGAUCUUUGGAGAUUCCGAAAUUGGAGGCGAUUUUUAUUCUAGGGUUUCGGUGAAAUUUGUACCGUUUUUUGGAUUAAUUCUUACGUUGAUCGCUUCUCUCCUGGCGAGCUCGCGUUUAAAGGUUUAGAUUUCAAGCUCCGUGUUGUCUAUUUUGAAGCUAAUUUAUCUGGUGGAGGUUGAAUUUUGGUUUGUGAAGAAUUUGUGUGGAUUCAGCUGUUGGAGAUUCAAAUGGUGUCUUGCAAAUGAGUUGUAGAAGCUAGUGAGAAUUAUAUAUAUUGUGGUAAGUCUUGCCAAAACAAUGGUUGAAAGUGCUGCGUUCCCAGGAGGGUAUUAUCGGAAUACUUUUGAAGCGCCUGAGGAAUCAGAGGGCUCUGGGAGCUCUGCACAGAUUGAUACUGAGGUCACUGCGUCUGAGAAUUCAAGUACUCCUGCACGGAAGUGUAUUAUGUUGAAUUCGAAUGAUGAAGAUCCUUAUGGUGUUCAGAGACAAGUCAUUUCCUUGUAUAACAUGUCACAAUCUGAGAGGAAGGAUUUGAUUUAUCGGCUUAAGCUGGAGUUGGAGCAGACAAAGAUAGUUCUUAAAAAUGCUGAGUUGCAGAGAAUGAACCCUGCUGCUGUGUCGUCUACUAGUGAUAGGGUGGGUUUUAGCACUGGUCAAAAGAUAUCAUCUCGAGUCAGCAAUUCGAAGAAACCAUCUGAUUUUGCUGUGGGUUCGGGGAAGAAAGUUCGGCAUCAGAAUGGGACUUCUCGUGGAUGGAAUCGUGGUACCUCAGGGAAGUUUGAGUCUUCGAAAGAGACUAUGACUAGCACUCCUAACAUUACACUGAUGAAGCAAUGUGACACGCUACUGAGAAAACUGUGGUCUCAUCCGCAUUCUUGGGUGUUUCAGGCGCCAGUUGAUGUAGUGAAACUGAACAUACCUGACUAUCUCACUACUAUCAAGCAUCCCAUGGACUUAGGGACAGUAAAGAAGAACUUAGCGUCUGGUGUAUACUCAAGCCCACAUGAGUUUGCUGCUGAUGUGAGGCUUACAUUUACCAAUGCGAUGACAUAUAACCCUCCAGGACAUGAUGUUCACAUUAUGGGGGAUAUCCUUAGUAAAUUAUUUGAAGCGCGGUGGAAAACUAUCAAAAAGAAAUUACCACCUUGUAGCAUGCAAACGUUGCCUGCAGUAACAUUGGAGCCCAAUGAUGAAAGGAAAGCUGCUAUAUCUGUACCUCCGGCGAAGAAGAGAAAGAUGGCUUCACCCGUUAGAGAGAGUGUUCCAGAACCGGUGAAGCCACUUAUGACAGAAGUGGAGAGGCAUAGAUUGGGCAGACAACUCGAAUCACUACUCGACGAACUUCCUGCACAUAUCAUUGACUUCUUGAAGAAACACAAUUCAAAUGGCGGAGAAAUUGCAGAAGACGAAAUUGAGAUAGACAUUGAUGUUCUCAGUGAUGAAGUACUGGUCACUCUUCGAAACCUUCUAGAUGAAUAUAUACAAAACAAAGAAGCAAAGCAGACGAAUGUUGAACCAUGUGAAAUAGAGCUUAUUAAUGGAUCACGACCGAGCAAUUCGUCGCUGCAAAGAGGAAAUGAAAUGGCUGAUGAGUAUGUCGAUGGGAAUGAACCGCCUAUCUCAAGGAGCUCCAGUGAUUCGGAUUCUGGUAGCUCGGAAGAUCAAUCUGAUGACGCUAAACCCAUGGUUCAAGGGGAUUCUUCCAAGAUGCCUGAAACUGCAAACUCUGAGGCGCAAAGAGAUGAAAAUACAAGAAUUGAUGAUCUUUUUGUUGGGAGUCAAUCUACUGGUGCGCUUGAGCAGAUGGAUAUUUGUUCUCAGCAAAAGCUUAGUUCUGAUGAAUCAGAUGGCCAACAUGAGGGAAAUAUAUUAGAGACUCCAGCUUCAUCUGAGAAGCGCUAUAGAGCUGCGCUGUUGAAGAACCGGUUUGCAGAUAUCAUUCUAAAAGCACGAGAGAAACCACUUCCACAGAAUGGUAUUAAGGGCGAUCCAGAAAGGCUGCGUAAAGAAAGAGAAGAACUCGUACUGCAGAAGAAGAAAGAGAAAGCGCGUCUACAAGCUGAAGCAGAGGCUGCUGAAGAUGCUCGUCGCCAAGCUGAAGCAGAAGCCGCUGCAGAAGCUGCUGCUGAGGCUAAGCGGAAGAGAGAACUCGAAAGAGAAGCCGCUCGCCAAGCUUUAUUGAAGAUGGAGAAAACUGUAGAGAUUAAUGAGAACUCACGGUUUCUCGAGGACCUAGAGAUGCUGAGUUCGAGUGCACCUGAGCAAUUACCAAGCUCAGCCGAAGAAACCAGCCCCGAGAGACCUUUAGACGCACUUGGAAGUUUCAACCUCAGAGGAAGCAACCCACUUGAGCAACUCGGACUGUACAUGAAACAAGAUGAUGAUGAAGAAGAGCCCGAAGCUCCUGCUGUUCCAAAACCUGAUGAAACCAGCACCGAGAGACCUUUAGACGCACUUGGAAGUUUCAAACUCGGAGAAUGUAAUCCGCUGGAGCAACUUGGACUGUACAUGAAACAAGACGACGGUGAAGAAGAAGAACCCGAGGCUCCUGUGGUUCCAAAACCCAAUGAAACCAGCCUCGAGAGACCUGUAGACGCAUUUGGAAGUUUCAACCUCAAAGGAAGUAACCCUCUUGAGCAACUCGGACUGUACAUGAAACAAGACGAUGAUGAAGAAGAACCCGAGGCUCCCGCUGUUCCAAACCUAGCCAACGACGUGGAAGAAGGUGAAAUCGAUUGAACAAAAGAAGUGUAUAAAAUAUAUACAUGUAUUAUAUAUAAAACAAUAGCCAGGGCAGGUACAAACAGACGCAAGAAAUGAAGGUCUUAGCCCUUCUUAAGAGAAGAUCCAAUAUGUGGCUCAUUGUUUAAUGAGUUUUGGAAUGGAUCUCUCUUAAGCCAGUGUGGUGUUUAAUUAUGUAAAACACAAAGCAAACGCUUAGAAGCUUUUUGCCACGAGACUUCAUGAAGAGUCCCUUAGUGUAUGAUUAUUAAAAAAAAAUAGAAAAAAGAGUCAAAGACCAUUGUUUGUGUAAGAAUCUAUUUUUACAUUUGUUCUUGAUAAUAAUUCUCUUCCGUGCA